CUCCCCUGUAACCACUCAAAGCAUUAAUCGCCCUAAAACUCUAGCAUGUGCUUAGACCCAGUGAGAUCAUACCUGUUGGCUCCUCCGUAAAUUGCGCCCCUUGGCUUUAUGAACUUACUCAACAUAUUUAUCUGGCCUCGCCCUUGGUAACUCUGUAAUCUUCCAUUUUGAGUUCCCAUCUUCUUUCAUUACUUUGAGUUUCAUAUUUAAUUCUUGUACAACCAUUUUCUUUUAGACAGUCAGGAUGCUCGGCUUCGUGGCCCUCACGCUCUGGCUCAGCACAGCAAUUGCUGCUCCGGAUGACACGGCUUUAAUCCCCAGGGUCAAUUCAGUCGAGAUCCGAGCUCUGCCAAAUUCUCCGAGUGGUGGAUAUGCUCCGAAGGUAGUUGAUUGCCCUUCAACGCGUCCAAAAGUUCGUCUUGCCGAUGAAUUGUCCAGCGAGGAAGAGGCCUGGGUUCGACGCCGCAGAAACAACACCAUUGAUGACCUCAAGACAUUCUUGUCGCGAGCCAACAUUUCUGGCUUCGAUGCCGAGAGCUUCGUUGAGAAGCAUAAGAACAAUGCGACUGGUCUACCCAACAUCGCCAUUGCCGCGUCCGGCGGUGGCUAUCGCGCUUUGAUGAAUGGUGCAGGCUUCCUCUCAGCUGCUGAUUCACGCAACAACAAGACCGGCCCCAUCAGUGGCCUUCUUCAAUCGGCAACUUAUCUGGCUGGCCUUUCUGGUGGUGGCUGGCUAGUGGGUUCCAUUUUUGCCAACAACUUCUCAACAGUCCCAGACUUGCAGUCUGGUGAGAAAGUCUGGCGUUUUGACCGCUCCAUCUUCAAGGGCCCCAAGAGCUCUGGAAUCAGUCUUCUCAACACCGCCGAGUACUGGACUGAGAUGAAAGAUGCCGUUGACGACAAGGACAAGGGCUGGAAUACUACUCUCACCGAUUAUUGGGGCCGAGCUUUGUCGUAUCAGCUCGUCAAUGCCCCAGAGGGUGGACCUUCUUACACUUUCUCUUCCAUUGCCGAUACCUCCAACUUCAAGGAUGCAGACACGCCCUUCCCCAUCCUCGUUGCUGAUGGUCGUGCUCCAGGUGAGCGCGUCAUCUCCUUGAACGCUACUGUAUAUGAGUUCAACCCAUACGAGUUUGGUACAUGGGAUCCUACAACCUUUGGCUUCGUACCUACUGAGUAUCUCGCUUCCAACUUCACCAACGGCAGUAUCAGCUCCAAGGGUGAAUGCGUUCGCGGAUUUGAUCAGAUCGGCUUUGUUAUGGGAACGUCCUCUUCACUGUUCAACCAGUUCCUUCUCAACAACAUCACCAAGGUCGGCAAAGAGAAUGAUAUUCCAGAUAUUGUUGUCAAAGCAAUUGAAGGCGUCUUGGUUGGCUUAGAUCAGGAUGACGAGGAUAUCGCUCAGUAUACACCCAACCCCUUCUUCGGAUGGAACCCUACCGACAAGAGCGUCAAUUCCAAGGACCAUCAGUUGACUCUUGUCGAUGGUGGAGAGGAUCUGCAGAACAUCCCUCUUCACCCAUUGAUCCAACCCGUUCGUGGUGUUGAUAUCAUUUUUGCUAUUGAUUCGUCUGCUGAUACGAACAACAACUGGCCUAACGGUACUGCUCUUCGUGCUACAUAUGACCGUGUUGGCUCCAGCAUUGGCAAUGGCACACAAUUCCCCGCGGUCCCAUCAGCUGAGACCUUUGUAAACGAGAAGUUGAACCAGCGCCCCACGCUCUUUGGCUGUGACGCGAACAACUUCACUCUUUCAGACGGUGAGGUUCCACCUCCGCUGAUCUUCUACAUCCCCAACGCUCCCUACACCUACCACAGCAACGUGUCUACUUUCGACAUGUCGUAUACCACUGCCGAGCGUGACAACAUCAUUCUCAAUGCUCUGAACGGAGCUACCCAAGGAAACGCCACUAUCGACAAGGAGUGGCCUACCUGCGUUGCAUGCGCUGUCAUGAGCAGAAGCUGGUGGAAAGCAAAUGAGACUGUCCCCGAUGCAUGCAAGACCUGCUUCGAUCGAUACUGCUGGGACGGAAAGUCUAAUAACACUGCUGUCAAGAGCUACGAGCCCGAGUACAUCAUUGGAGGAAAUGCGACCGCGGAUGCGGCAGACAACGCAGCUGGAGCCAGGCUUGGUCCAAGCUGGUUUGUCUCGGCUGGUGUCGGAGCUGCUGCUUUGUUUGCUCUCAUGUGAUAGCGGGAAUUCAUUUGUAAUAUUUGAUAGAUUUUAAUUGUCAUACUUGUUCAACUUCA
Fusarium oxysporum Fo47 is the source of this 2250-nucleotide messenger RNA. RefSeq names its product lysophospholipase catalytic domain-containing protein. Gene Ontology annotation, molecular function: A2-type glycerophospholipase activity. Gene Ontology annotation, biological process: glycerophospholipid catabolic process. The record is from RefSeq and is a predicted model, not a curated record. NCBI's taxonomy places the organism in Eukaryota, Fungi, Ascomycota, Sordariomycetes, Hypocreales, Nectriaceae. The coding region runs from base 245 to 2191 and encodes 648 amino acids. The transcript has a single exon. Gene Ontology annotation, cellular component: intracellular membrane-bounded organelle; cytosol.